Daphnia magna is the source of this 1384-nucleotide messenger RNA. RefSeq lists its product as uncharacterized. Bases 330 to 1376 code for a protein of 348 amino acids. The record is from RefSeq and is a predicted model, not a curated record. The transcript is spliced from 2 exons. NCBI's taxonomy places the organism in Eukaryota, Metazoa, Arthropoda, Branchiopoda, Diplostraca, Daphniidae.
AGUGCGCUUCUCCUCAGCAACUAAAGUAAAGGUUGCGUAAACCUAUACGUACCUGUUCACUCUUUUGUUUCACUCAGGAUUCUGUUUAUCCUUAAUAUCCUUAUGUUAUAUAAGACCGUGUCAAUGUGUCUCAGCUCUCUCUUCUAUUUUUGCAAGUAUACGCAGCUCAAGCAAGUAACAACACGUGUCCGUGUCUCUUAUCAUUUCUUUAUUAUUAGAGUAACUUAUAAGGUAACAGAUCGUAUUUGUAAUAGUCAUAUAUAAAUUCCCCCUAGUAUAAGUUGUUAAGCUAUAAUACCUCAACAGGUUAUGGGCCCAGAUUUCGCGUAAUGGCUAAUGCAAUAGUUACAAACAGUUUUAAGGACGUGAGCCAUUUACCAAAAUUCAAUGGCCAGAAUUUCACGGAAUGGAAAUAUGAAUUUCAAAACAUGAUGGAACAACUCGGCCUUAAGGCCUUGCUUGAAGCACCUCCCGGUGGUGUACUAGAUGCCAUCCCUUUGGAGACAAGAGUUGAUAACGCGGUCACUAAUCAAGUCGACAUCAACGCAUGGAGAAUGAGAGAUAUCACAUGCAGAAACUAUAUCUUGGCCACCACAGAUCAAAGUCAGAAGAUCCUUCUCUAUCCAUGUGUUACCGCAAGAGAAAUGUGGGUUAAACUGAUCUCUCAGCAUGCCGCUAGAGCAGAUGACACCAUUCAUCAGAGAUGGCAGGAACUCUACGAUUUCCAGUACGAUUCUGAAAAAAACGUUACAUCUUACAUCAACGGGAUUGUGUCCAUCGCCAACCAACUAAGAGAAAUGAAUGAGCCAGUUCCUGAGAGGCAAAUUCUUAACAAAAUCCUAGCCGCUCUUCCACCAAACUUUAGAAUGGUGCGUUCCGCAUGGACAGUUGUACCAGUCCACGAGAGAACUAUCGAUAAUCUCACUCGGAGAUUAGUGGCAGAAGAGAGUGUGAUUGCAUCAGAUGAGUCUGAAUCAAAGAAUGAGAUGUCCAGUGCCUUCCGCGCUUAUAACCAUUCGUCCAUCCGACGAUCAAGAGGCAGUUACCAAGCUGGAAGAGGUGGAUAUCCCGGUCUUCAAGGAAACUUUCAAAAUGCCAGGAGAGGAGCAGCUAAUCGCUACAAUACUGCAUAUCACCACUACCAAUGGGAGCAAUCAAAAUUUCAAAAUCAAGAAUUUGAAUGUGAUCUCUGUGAAGUAGACACCCACAAAACGGCAGACUGUCGGAAACUGGCAAGAGCACGAGCGAUCCUAAAGGCAGACCAGGGAGACAAUUUCCCUAACAUGAAAAAUCAAGACUCAGCCUUUCCAGUCUCCACAUCUAAAGAUCAAGACCACGUUUUGAAAAAGCACUCAAAACUCUGUGUAGCGGUUUAAUGCUUUUA